AUGCGCGCACUUCGCCAAUUAUUCCGUUCGCAGCCGCUGUGGCACCCUGCUCUUUUUCCAAUUGGCAAAUUGUUCUCCUGGAAAAGCACAAAAAAUUAAUUGUAAUUGAGCAGGAAAUUUUCCUGAAAAAGAGAUUUUGGAAGGUCAAAGAAGCAGACGAGUGUUUGGGCUCUUAAAUCUUGUACGUAGGAGAGGGCUUUAUGUUUUUGAUGGAGGCGGAGUGACCCUUUUAUGUGGGUUUUUGGCUGAAAAAGUCCAUAUCCUAAUGACCAGUAAAUAGAGGCCAUCGCAUCCAUUAAAGGUCAGCGCGGAGAGCUUUACUGCGGCCAUAAUUCUGGCUGGUGUUCGUCCUAAUGCUCCUCACACAAGAUUUUUUUAAGUAUACUUGAAUCUAAAUUAGAUUAUGGAGGAAAUUGCCUAGCAUAAUUUUCAAUUAAUAUCAAGUGGAGCUGAGUAAAUUGCAACAGUGAAAUUAUCUGUUUGAUGUCCGAUUCUUCAAUUUUUAUAACAACAAAAUCAUUAAUUUCUUCAAUCGCAUUGUUGAAAAAGUUCAAAUACAGAAAGUUCGCUUGAUAUUUUCUCUCCUUCGUAAUUAAAUUCGUCAGCAAAAUGCUGUUGACGUCACGAAUUUGUCGGUCUCAGGUGAUUGCAAGGCCAGCCUGCUUUCAUUUUCCCAGAAGGUUCAAGAAUAUAGCAGCAGGAGAUGGGACUGAGAAGAAACGGCUGCCAUUCAAAGAGACGAAACGAGUUGUGAUUCUGGGGGCAGGCAUUGCCGGUCUUUCUGCUGCGCAACGGCUCACCAAACAGGGCUUCAAGAACGUCACCAUUCUUGAAGCUUCAAACCGAGCGGGAGGGCGAGUACACACUGGUCAGGUGGGAGGUAGCGUCUUAGAGCUGGGCGCCCAGCAGUUCGAGGACGCCAGCCUGGCCAACAGCGCGGUGACCCUGGCGGCCAGGGAGGAGCUGAUCAAGGGCCCAAAGCCGCGGCUUCAGGCCGCCUUCGGACACAUCUAUGCUGCGGACGGCCGGCCAAUCUCGCUGGGCGUGGUGGAGGCGGCCAGGACGGCGUUCUCGAAUGCGCUGGCCAAGGUGAAGCCGGCGGCCAACACGUCGCUGCUCGACAGCCUUAAAAAUGCGCUGCAGAAUGAGGCGGUGGUCGUUGAGAGCCACGAGCUGGACGACGCCCGCCGCGUCCACGAGGCCCUCACGCUUGCACUCAGGGGCAUCGUCGGCGAGGAUCUCAGCCAAGUCAGUGCCGAGCAUAUCGAGACGCACUCGAUCAUCCCCGGCGGGCAGCUGAGUUUUCCCGAGGGAGGCGCAUCCCUGAUUUCCCCCCUUCUGCGCGACCUGCCGAGCGACGCACUCAGACUGGAGCAGCCGGUGUGCACGGUGCGUUGGGGCAGCUUUCUGGAGCCAGUUGACCCUUUGCCAGCCAAGGUUAUCUGCUGCUCGGGCGAGAUCUUGCCGGCCGAUUUUGUACUCUGCACGCUGCCGCUGGGCGUGAUGAAGCAGCACGCGGCGCGGCUGCUGCCCAACCUGCCCAAGGAAAAGCUGGAGGCCAUCGACAGGCUGGGCGUUGGCCGCUCCAACGUGCUGUGCCUCGAGUUCGAGCAGCCCUUCUGGGUGCCCAGCACCGGAGGCGAGGUGGUCCAGCUCGCUUUCGCCAAAGAGGAGAUGAGUGAUAACAGGUGGUUUGCGUGCCUCACCGGCCUCAAGCAGCUGGGAGGCAACCCGCGGCUGCUGCACGGCCUGGUUGCCGGGCCUGGCGCCCUCCAUCUCGAGGAGACCACCGACCAGCAGAUCAUCGAGGAUGUGACUGCGCUGCUGCGUCGUCAUACCGGCAAUCCGCUCAUCCCCGAGCCUAUCAGGGUGGUCCGCUCGGCCUGGUGCACUGACCAUAAUUUCCUCGGCGGCUCGGCCUACCUCAGCGUCGACGCCAGACCCGAGCACAUCAGGACCCUUGCCGAGCCCUUGUGCGAGGAGGAUGACGAAGAGAGGCCAGUGGUGCUAUUCGCCGGCGAAGCAACCAACGAAGCCCACCUUGGCACCCUGCAUGGAGCCCAGCUUAGCGGAGUGCGGGAGGCAGACAGGAUCAUCGACGCUGUUGCUGAGCAAGAAAAGCGUUGCCCAUCCUCAAAGCCAAAGCGGCGGUGAAUUUUUCGGAAAUAAAAAUCCAGCAGUUUUCUCGUUUUCAA
Messenger RNA from Cloeon dipterum, 2195 nucleotides. RefSeq names its product peroxisomal N(1)-acetyl-spermine/spermidine oxidase-like. The transcript has 7 exons. The record is from RefSeq and is a predicted model, not a curated record. Gene Ontology annotation, molecular function: polyamine oxidase activity. The coding region runs from base 610 to 2154 and encodes 514 amino acids. Lineage: Eukaryota; Metazoa; Arthropoda; Insecta; Ephemeroptera; Baetidae.